AAUUUCAUUGAAAGUUCUCCUUUUUCUUGUCAUGGCAAGACUGUGCUUUGGAAGGACUAACUACAACAUAAGAUUUGAAUCGGCUGUUGCAAUUGAAGGCGAAGAGGAAACUUUGACGGAUUACGGAGGUCUUAAACUGGUUGGACGUGAAAGAAAUUUGAACGGAACGGUUUAUUAUGCAGAUGAUAUGACCGAUGAGUUCGAAAUCUCUUGUGAUUUGUUUUCGCUAGAUCAUGGCAUUUGGAUCGAGAUGCCUUACCAAAUAAAAUCAAUGAAAUUUUGUGAGUUUGCACGAAAAUUUUUCGUGAAAUACGUUGAUCCUGUAAAUGCAAAUACAAAUUGGCCGCCAACUGAAACAGACUACUGCCCACUACAGAAGGGUGUGUACUGGGUUAAAGAGUGGACACCGAAUACUGAUUCAUGGGUAUCGUAUCUAAGGCGUGGCCUCGUGAAACUUAAAUAUCAAAUAUUUAAAGAAGGAAAGGUCGUUGGUGGUAUGGAAUUUGUGGCAAACAUAAUUGAUCGUGGAACUUAAGCAUAAAAAAAAAACUUUUCCUUAUGGUUCUUCAAAGUUAUCGAUAACUUAAAUGCAAACAAUUUUUGAUUUAUUGUGUGGUGUGCAGGACGAAUGAAAAAUAA
Messenger RNA from Drosophila willistoni, 639 nucleotides. RefSeq lists its product as uncharacterized. The transcript is spliced from 2 exons. NCBI's taxonomy places the organism in Eukaryota, Metazoa, Arthropoda, Insecta, Diptera, Drosophilidae. The record is from RefSeq and is a predicted model, not a curated record. The coding region runs from base 32 to 535 and encodes 167 amino acids.